Molecule: messenger RNA, 591 nt
Organism: Leptomonas pyrrhocoris
Lineage: Eukaryota; Euglenozoa; Kinetoplastea; Trypanosomatida; Trypanosomatidae
Exons: 1
Coding region: 1-591 (196 amino acids)
Source: RefSeq, a predicted model, not a curated record
AUGGCCAACCGGCGCGUUGCGAAGAGCCACCGCACGGGGCGGAAGAAAAAGAUGAAGAUGGCGAAGAAGUCGUCCCCGCUUGCGAGCGCCGCUGCAGCCGUCAGUGGGCUGCGCACCGGUGCCGGCAAGCACACCACCAAGACACGACUCGCACCGACCCGCGUGCGUGUCGUCAACGGAGUAGCAAAGAGGCAGCAGAAGAGCUUUUCUGAAGUGGAGUCCCUGCAGAAAACGAAGAGCCGGCUGAUGAAGCAGCAGGUGGUGGAGCGGAUGGUGCUGAAGGAGCACCUACGUGACCUCGAAGCGCGCAAAGACCGCAUUCGCCGCGGCGACUCGGCCAAGACGGAGCGGCGGGAACUCGCGAAGUACAUCCGCCAACUCAAGCAGGAGCAGCAAGUGAAGCAGGCCUCGGAGCUGCAGAACGUAGAGGUGGAGCUGAAGCGGCUGAUCGACGAGCGUGACAACGUGCGUGCGGUGCGAACGGCGGCUGGGGUGAACGAGGAGGACGCGGAUUGGGAAGAUGUGGAAGACGAGGUAGAGGAUGUGGACGAGGACGCGCUGCAGCGCAUGUUUGCCCAUCUCACAAUGUGA